AGUUAUUCGGUGGAAGUCAGUUAUGGAGAGGUUAUGAGUGCGGCUGAUACGGCGCUGUCAAUUUCGGUCAAAAUGGCCCCAGGGCCGGAGAAUAGACAGGAGCCUGUGGCACCUGACAAGGAACAGGAUGACGGAACAAGUGGUGGUGAUGGGGGAAAUACUGAGAGGAGUGAUGAUACCGCGGUCAGUGUUGUGGGGGGUGAGGGGGUUAUCAGUGGAAAUAGUACGAUCGAGGGGGGUACAACGGGGGAGAAACAGGAGGAACCAGGUACCUUCUCGACGUUGAACGAGAGAGAGCUGCGAGCGCUCCUCGAGGAGGCGUUUAGCUACAGGGGUUCCACCAGGGAUCGUGAGGGAAAGUCGAAUCUAUUCAAAGAACUUCUUCAGGAAGCUGAAGUCGAUGAGACUGAGGAGGGACGUCGUGUGGUGACGAGCACUAGAUGCAUACCAGGGUCAAAUAGACGUCGUCACAAGCGUGACUCGGUUUCUGAAAGGCUGACUCACGGUGGUUCAUUGCAAAAUUUGGCCCAACCGAUUAGUUUUGAAUUUGACAGUAGCUUUGCCUACCUCACGUCUGGUUCCAGUCACACAUAUGGUGGUGGCAGGAGAAAAGGAAAGAAACACACCGGACCUAGUGUGUCAGCGAGACAGAGGGAGGGUGGUUCAUUACCCUCCAAUGUAAACGCAACACACAGUCUUGCACCACUUGCUAAUCUCGAUUUACUUUUCGACAAAAAGAAGAGCUUCUACGAGGAGAGAGCAUCAUACGACUGGACAAACAAGGAAAAAUCAAAAUCCCUGGACAAGCCGACCUACGGUUGUACCACCAAAAAAGAGGACAAGGAUAAAGAUAAAAAGGACAUUAAACGUGAUACAACCGUUGCUAGUAUAGCGGUCAGUGAUAUUGAACCAGAUAAAAAGUGUUUAAAGGUGAAACAAACGACAAAUGAGAUGCUCGAGUCGGACAAUCCACCGCCAGAUUACAAACCUGAAUACAUGGUAAUUGAUAUCGAGGUGAAUGGAUUGAGCGACAGAAAUGUGGUGACCUCGGGUGCAUCGAGUGGCGGUACACAACGACCCCACUCAGCCCUGGACAUUAACGACGAUGAGGGCACUGAGAUGAAGAUCAUUGAGCCACGCAGACCCAUGCAACUGAUCUCCCGUACACAUUUCGAGACAGUCCAGACCCCUGUUGAUUCAGGUGUUGAUUAUUCACUUCGUGAACACAGUGGUAAACAGGAUAAACCAAAGAUAUCAUUUAAUGGCCCCGAAAUAUCUGGCACCCUUCAAUUACAAUCGUACAACAAUGUCAAGUGCGUUGUCAAUGGUACAAUGUCAGGUGGACAGCAGGGAAAAGUUGGCUCAAGUAUUCUACCAAUAAUGCAUUUGCCUGCAAUGGCUGUAUCGAGAGCACCAAUGCAGAACAUAGGAAUUAUAAAUAAAGAUGGAACGUUGAUUGAUAAAAAAUCACUGGAUGAGAAUGGUAAUGCUGUACAGGGGCACAAUGGUGAACGCAAGAAGACACGUAGAAAGCACACACAGGAGCCAAAUGUCAUAGUAUAUAAGGCUGAGAAUGUUGAGGGGCAUCAGGGAAAUGAGGACAUCGACAGUCUUAUUAACUUCAUCGAGAAUAAAGAGUCUAAAGGGAAAAAGGGCAAGACCAGUGGGGGAAGCACUGUUAAGGUGAAAACAUCCACUGGGGCAAAGCCUCGCAGCAGGGAGAAGGAUUCCAAGCGUGAACAACUGCCGUCGAAGCUGCAAAAGUCAAAUUCCCUCGAGGAAAUAUCAAAGACUAAACUCGAGGAUCUCACAGCUGAAAAGAGCAGCUCCAGUGGAUCGAGCAGUGUUUCAAGUCAACAUGGAUCUGUUAAUGGGACACUCAGGCGUGCUAAACAACGCAGCACCGGGGAUACUGUGGCUGAUUGCCGGGGGGAUAGGAGAUCCUGGGGCACUGAGGAGGGUCAGUCGAUAUACUGCAAUGAUAUUGGAGAUGAGUAUACUAGUACCGCGAGGAGAAAUUCUAACCGGAAAAUUAAUGCUGAAAUUGAACAGGAGCCAGAGUUUUUGGUUGUUACGAAGAAGAAGAAGAGUAAAAAACAGAGGAGAAGCUCCAGUGGGGGGAGGGCACAAAAUUUGAGAAGUUCAGCGUCAUAUUUGCCGAGGCCGAGGGGCUUUACUAAUGAGUAUAGAACACCACUGUCACCCGAAUUGAGGCGGAAGAGCGCUAGCAGCAUGCCACCGAGUGACAAAUCAGACAGUAGUGAUCUCGACUCAGUUCACUCACUCCCAGUGACAUCAAACACAAAACACAACAUGAAUAAAAAUCCGCCAUCAUCAGGCACACCACAAGCCAGUUACGCCGACAUUGCCCGCAUGGCAACGAUCAAUAUGUCACCGAGUUCCGUCCUCAAUAUCUCGACAAUGGUACCAAACAUGUUGAACACUGGAACGUGGCCAUCAGUGCCUGGUAAAUCACCAUCAGAACCAGACAAAUUCCCCCAGGACUACUAUCCCAGUCUCGACGAGCUUCAACAAUCUGAUCGUAAAUUACGCCAACAAAACUUUGCCAAUUCCAAUCACGUGCAGGGAUUUAGUUUGAGUUUUGAUAAGCCACCAUCGCCAACAAGCACCAAGGCGAAGAAUGCGUCAGAGUGUAAGAAGGCUGAGGCAAGGGAGGAGGCUAUUAACAAGAAGAUUCAGGUGAUAAAGUACGUGCAGGAGCAGAAGAACUUGACUGCUAACACCAAUCACAGUGUUCAUCAGAGUGAGGCACCAGUGACCCCUAAGCUCAAGAAUGCUGGAAAUAAUAAUUCCCUGGAGGAGACAACGGAGACGAGUCCCAAGGAUCCCAAUGCAAACAUCAGAAUUACGAAUUAUCAAAGAUCAAACAGAAGGAAUUAUCAGCAGACACCACCAGUGCCCCAGACUCCUGUAGUACAAAUGGACAAUGUGCAUCUCAAAAAAUCCCCCCAGGAUGACCUAAAGAAACCUCCAACUCCCCAGCUCGAGGAGCCACGAAAACACAAUCCAGUGACGUCUGACGAUCACCAGGAGGCAAAACCCAAGCAGCAGAAUCCAAAGUCUUUUUCACACAGCCAAAGUGAGUCUGACCCACAGAAACCCAUCGCGAAGAUAGAGAGAACGUCAAAAGGCCCGGCAAAAGAGCCUGUAGUCACGUCUCAGAAAGCAGAACCUUUGAAAAUAAUUAAUAAUCCCAAUCAAGGUUUCAAGGAGGACGAGGGUGACACCAAGAAACCAAAUAAAAUUGUAAACAAGGAGAAAGAGAUCAAGAGUGAGGUGCCUUCCACGAGGAAGAAUCCAAGACCAGCUGUUAUUCUGAUGGAUGAAACGUCGUCAGAUCAGUCCAGGAAUAAUGACUCACCAAGUGAAUUGACUUUUGGCUUUGAAGUUAACGAAUUGCUCCUCCAGUCUGAGGAGAGUGAGGAGAAGGUGGAGACACGUCAGAUUUUUGUGCCAGAACCACCGCAGAUAUUCGACAAACCACCACCCAAUUUCGAUAGACCACCUCCAAUCUUUGAUAAGCACAUGAGGUACGAGAAAUUUCCACCCAAUUUCCAUGUACCACCACCUCAUCCACAUCCAACUAUGAUCGUGCCAGCAAUUCCCUACGUUGGAUACUCACAGAGGUUUCAUCCCCCUGCCAAUACUUAUAUACCUGGACCACCUCCUGCUACUAUCAUUGAGAAGUAUCAUCAGCCCAAGGAGGACUUCUCAGCGAGAUAUGUGGCCCCUGAGGAAGCUGUCAAUGUGCAGAAUUAUAAUCAUGAUAAGAUUGUUAGUUUUGUUGGGCAUGCGUGGGACGCAGUAAUGCGUGAAAUGCCGGUGACGGCAGCGACUGGGCGGGUCCAGUACUAUAGUGGUCAGUGAGAUAAACUCUCAAAAAAAGUUGAUAACUGCUUCAAAUACAAAAAGUCUGUGACUUUUAUGACUCUGUGAGAUGCGGCAGAUCUUAAAAAAUCGUAAAGUACGUGAACAAAAUAAUGAUAAAAACUAAAAAAUAAUGCGGGACUGAAAGAUACGUGUGAUCACUACAGUGUGGGGUCUGAUGUAAAUUGAGGCAGAAGUGGCGUUUAACAGUGCUUUAUAAGUUUCCUCUUUAUUUCAUUUCUUAUUUUAUAUUUUUUCCUCUGUGGACUCAGUGAGGACUGAACUCCUGGGUUCGCCAGACUGUAUAUAAAUUGUAAGAUGGUGUCGGGGGGAGUACGUGACCAUUUAAAUGUGAGAAAAAAAAAUGAAGAAGAAACUUAAACGUCGAAGUUACUGCAGUUGGUGUUUAACGCCAUUCAGUCAUAUUGCAGUGGGGGUGGAGGAAAAAAAUUUAAUGAAAUUCGACCUCAACAACGAACUUUAAGGUUUAAACAAGAAGUAAUGUACAUAACGCGAGAUCUGGUAUAGUAUUUUCAGUAGUAAACGAACUUAAAAAGUGAAUUUUUACCCCCCCUCCCCCCGCCCCAAACCCCUCAAACCCCAGGAGAAUCAUGUUGGAGUGACAAGACACUGGUUUGUCUUGAUAACUAUUUGAGAGAAUAAAUUAUGGACACUGUGAGUGUAUUUAAUUUAUAAGAAAAUUAAAAAUUAAACACAGUUGAUGUGUUAAUAAGUGGAUUAUCAUCGACCUUGGGUGAAUAAUCCGGAGGUGAAUAUCAUCGAGAUGUCACUCGAUUAUGUGAGGCCAUAGAAGAGCUUUUACUUGCCCCAGUGUGAUUCGUCCAUCAUGAACAGAGUAAAUAAAUAUCAAAGUGCAUCACUCUAGUGGAUUACAAGUGUCAGGUGGACGACGCAAUAGGCACAACAGACGAAUUGAUAACAGCUCUGUGUAUAAAUUAUCAUUAUUGUGUGAUUGACUGUAUAUUUCGAUGAUGCUUCUUCCAGCUGCGGUGAAUGAUUUUUCAAAUCAUGCGGGAAAAUAAUGGCGAGAGAUCCAGAACAAUUUUUAUUCGAGGCGAGAAACAAUUUACCAUUGAUUCGUGCAAAAUAAGGACUGAUUUUCUCUGGAUUCUUUUUUUUGAAUAAUAGUGGGGAAAGUGAAAGGGGAAAUUAAUGGAGAGAAAAAUUAUUAAGAGUACAGAGACAGUCAUAAUGUUAGUUGGGAUUGUGGCGGUUAGAGAGAUGCUAUGAAAUCAUAAUAAACGGACUCGCUUAUUUAAUUAAUAUUAAAUAAAACUAAUAUUAUUGGAGAAUUAAGAAGUAAAGGAGAAAUAAUUAAUAAUUAUGAUAGAACGCUUGUCGUCCCGCGAGCUAUGCUGGGCUGUGGACACGAGGGCAACAGUCUGGGGACACUUGUGAACCCUCGCAGGAGGCGCAGGACGAUGUAUCGGGGUCCAUGGUUACUGCUUGAGUGGGGCAGGGGAGCGAUGUGAGAGUACAUGCCACUUCACUGCGGUGAGAAGGAAAUUAUUUUUGAUGAGUUCACGUUUUUUCGAGGGGAGAAAUUAUUCAUCGGGAGCUGAUAAUUUCUAAAGGAUUCAAAAUAAGUUCCAUGUACCAGAAUUAUGUCACGGUAACAUAUGUAUCACGGCCUUAAAUGAAUCGGGGUGAAAACAUGAAUAUUUUUUUAUUGAAUAGAAUGAUGAAAGGCGAAAAUUGGAUAAAAAUCAGUGGAUACUCAUUCUUUAGUUCUGGGAAACUAUGAACGAAUGAGAAUGCAUAGAUGAAUUGCAUAAAAUUACUUUAUUGCGUCAUUAUGCAGAUGUUAUCAAACGCCUAUAACUCCUUAAUUUUUUAAUUAUCUGUCAAACUAAAAAGAUUAGCGAUUUGUUCUUUAUUUAGUUUUCAUGCAUAACAAUGAAAGAAAUUCAUGCAAGAUCCCAAUUGGAAGAAUGAAUGAUCAUCGAGAAAUUGGAUUCAAAAUAAAUUCCAUAUAAAAACAUUAUGUCACCAUGAAAUAAGCAUGAUCGUUACGGCCUUAAAUGAACUCCAUCAAUAUUCAUUAAUUUCUCAUUGACUCGAAAAAUACUCCAUCUAUGUGGAAACAUGAAUAUUCUUUAUUGAAUACAAUGAUGAAUGACGAAAAUUGGACGGCAAUCGAUAGAUACUUAUUCUUUCGUAUUGAAAAAUAAUCAACAAUUGAGAAGCUAUAGAUAAUUUUUAAAAAAUUGUAUUUUUAGGUUCUCAUGCAGACAUUAUCAAUCGCGUAUAACUGAUUAUGUUUUUCAUUAUGUGUCAAAAUAGAGAGGCGAGGGUAAUGUUCUUUAUUCAGUUUUCAUCUACAACAAUUAAAGAAAUUCAUGCGAAGUCUCAAUUUUGAAAUUUAGGAGGAAUCAAUGAUCAUCGAGAAAUUGGAUUCCAAAUAAAUUAAAACAUAAUAAAGAAAUUAUGUCACUGUUAAAUAAGCAUGAUCGUUACGGCCUUAAAUAAACUUCAUCAACAUUCAUUAAUUUGUCAUUAACUCUAAAAUGAUUUCAUUUGUGAGGAAACAUGAAUAUUCUUUAUUGAGUACAACGAUGAAAGACGGAAAUUGGACGAAAAACAGUAGAUGCUCAUUUUUUCGUUUAGAAAAAUAAUAAAUAAGAAGCAAUGGAUAAUUUUUUAAAAUGCAUUUUACGUCAUCAAACAGGCAUUAUCAAUCGCCGACAACUAUUUUUUUACGUGGAACACAAUUCGAAUUUACUAGGUAUGAUCUUAAAAAUAUCCAUCGUCAAGAAAUAAUAAUUUCUCUCGUCAUGAACUUUUCAGAAAUAAUUCUUUCUUCCAUUGUAGGAGAAAUUGAACUAACAGUUCAAAUCAGACUGGAUUAAUUUUUUUUGUCGCUCUGGACAUGGAGAAUGGUUUCCGAGGGGAAUUUCAGUGAUGAAAAUUAUUCGGAAGUUUCGACUUUGGGGGAAUCUCUUGAGUGAAUGUUUACACUAGUCGUUUUUGCUUUCGAAUGGAAGCUUUUUUUUUUAAUCAGAGAUUGCGAGUUUGGGGUCGCGGCUGAAAUUCUUCAGGUUGGAAAUAGUUAUCCUCUCUGCAGAGCUUUGAGAAAUUAAAUUUUUGUUAUCUAUCAUUCGUCGAUUAAAAGUUAUCGACAUUUUAAUCAACUUUUGCUCAGCAUUUCUCAGUACUGAUCUUUCAUUUUUAUGACUAUAAAAGAGUGAAACGUAAACUAUUGUCUUCAUUUUUGGGAGCAGAAGUGAGCAUUUGGAGUGGUUUAUUAUUGAAAAGUUGAGGAUGACUGUGUAGCGAGUGAAAAUAAUUACUAAAAGCUUAAGUGGUUGAGGUUGAAAGUGUGACCCGCUGGUUGGGUCUGAACUGCGUUUUAGAGUUAUUGCAAGUGUGCCUAUCGCCCCCAAUACAGAAUUAUUCAAUCAAUGCAUUAUGAAAAUCACUUUUAUAAGACUCGACGUAGCUUCUCCUACUGAUUUAAUUAAAUGAGAGAAUUGAGGAUGACAAUUGUAGGUGUAAAUUUGUCUUCCUCGAGUAUUUUUUUUUCCUCUUCUCAAUCUCCAAUUUCGAGCAGUAACCAUGCGAACGAUAAAACAUAGUUGAUGAAAACAAAAAUUGUACCGAGAGAAACCGAAAGAAAAUAAAAAUUACAGAUUAAAAAUGACAAAAUCCAUAACGUAAAUAAAAUAAAUAACGGAGUUUAGAGCGGGGAGAAUAAAUAUUACCCAGAACACAGAAAAAGAAAAUAAAAAAAUUAAGAAAAAAUUAAAACACAAAAAAAUGAAUAAAAACCAUAAAAUUAAAU
Messenger RNA from Diachasma alloeum, 7690 nucleotides. RefSeq lists its product as uncharacterized. The coding region runs from base 34 to 3888 and encodes 1284 amino acids. Lineage: Eukaryota; Metazoa; Arthropoda; Insecta; Hymenoptera; Braconidae. The transcript has 7 exons. The record is from RefSeq and is a predicted model, not a curated record.